This is a messenger RNA of Plasmodium vivax (malaria parasite P. vivax), 1860 nucleotides long. RefSeq lists its product as hypothetical. The record is from RefSeq and is a predicted model, not a curated record. NCBI's taxonomy places the organism in Eukaryota, Apicomplexa, Aconoidasida, Haemosporida, Plasmodiidae. The transcript has 2 exons. Bases 13 to 1860 code for a protein of 615 amino acids.
GAAAAUUAAAAAAUGGAAAGUUGCAGAAGGGGAGAAAGCAAACACAUGCAUUUCCUGAGUAAUGUCAAUUCGAAAAAAAAAUUAAAUAUCGUAGAAAAAAAAAGUAUACUAGAAAAAGUCCACAUACUUCCCAUAAAAAGAAAAGUGGAAAAUGCAGAUCCGCUGUAUAGAGAACUACAGUUGAUGAUAAAUGAUAAGUGCGUCCUGUAUGAGGGCUUCAUAAUUGCCGCAAAUGGAGAAAAAGAAAAGGUCCCUGGGGGGGGAAACACACGGAAAGGUAUGAAGGAAGACCUAACAAAUGACAAGGCGGAAGGGGCUACUAAAAGUGAAAACCACAUAACAGGAACAAACCUGCUCGAAAAAUUAAGCAGCGACAAAGAGGGAACUUGCCCAAAUGGAGACCCCUGGGAAGUUGCGCAUAGGAAGGAAUCGAACAGUUACGCAGAAAAACAAAAUUCGAGUGAAAAGGACAGGAAAAACACACCCAGUAAUGACCACAUUUGCUUGCAUGAAAAACGCAAUAAAGACAAAUUAGCAGACGAAACUUCCCAUUUUAAAGAAAACACAGACUACUACGUUGUUGUGAAUUGCAUCCCUUCCAAGGGAAUCCUCACGCGGGACACCCUAAUUUACACGGAUGGAAAAUACGUGGACAAUUUAAAAAAAAUUCAUCUCAUAAUAAUACGAGAUAAAUACUAUAAAAAAUAUGAAAAAAAAUUGAAAAAAAAAUUUUUUUCUUUAAAAAAAUAUAUACUUAAAAAAGGCAAUCAAUUUUUUAAUGAAGCCAUGUCCCUCAUUCCGUUUUCCUUUGACCACUUUUCGAGCAAGUGCAGUUCAGAAAGGGGCAAGAACAACAGCACCUUCGGAGUAAAGCACGGGGAUACUGUCACGCCGCGCUCUUCCACCAUGAGGAGAAGAAGCCUCGUCUUGGAAAAAAUCCUUCUAACCUGUCUGCACCCCUAUUUCAAGAAAAACAGGACUAAGCUAUUUUACUCCGGCAAGCUGCUCCUUAUAAAUAAUUUUUCUUUCCUCGUCGUGAAGAUAGAUGCUGACGUGAACGUGGGCUUCGUGGACAACUCUACGGAGAUCUGCCUGAACGCAGACGCGUACGACCCGUUUAGGAACGUGCACAUCGUGCCCCUGUACGACACGCUGCCGACGACCUACAACUAUAACAUCUUCGCAGACUACAUCAAGCCGUAUAUAGAGAGGCACUACUUAAGUUUGUUUUCCAUGCACGACACCUUUUUUUACAAAGGGGUGCAAUUUAAAAUUAUGGGGAUCGACCCAAUGAAUAUCAAAUCUGGAAGAGGAAGAAUUACCUGCAACACGUUUAUAUACACGGAGGGGGCAAUCAAGCCAACCUUCUUCGACGUUAUUUCGAAUGAAUCUAUAAACUACAUUCAGUGCUUACCAGUAGAAUACAAGCCAUAUGCCGUUUUGAACAUUUUGCAACAGUUAGAUGCAGACUCUUUGUUACGGCUCUUCCCGUCGACUAACGCGAACUUGCAGGAGAGCGCCCUCAACGAGCAGCGCAUUCUCAGCCACUUGGAUAAAUACAAGUACGUGUAUAAGAACCACACACUGGAGGAGGGUCAGGGUGGGAAGAUGCUGCUAGACGUAGAUGCGGGGGAACACAUAGAUGCGGAAAAGCACAUAGAUGCGGAAAAGCACAUAGAUGCAGCAAAUAAGAGUGACAACUUUGCGUAUGAACAGUGUGCCGUUUGCUUCGAACAUUUUCAGGACUACGACAAGUGUAUUAAGUUGGCUUGUCUGCACACCUACCACUGGAAGUGCGUCAAGAGCUGGUUUCGGUUUAACCUCACUUGUCCCUGUUGCCGCCGCGAAUUGACCAUUUAG